Penicillium angulare is the source of this 510-nucleotide messenger RNA. RefSeq lists its product as uncharacterized. Gene Ontology annotation, biological process: transmembrane transport. Bases 1 to 510 code for a protein of 169 amino acids. The record is from RefSeq and is a predicted model, not a curated record. Gene Ontology annotation, molecular function: transmembrane transporter activity. NCBI's taxonomy places the organism in Eukaryota, Fungi, Ascomycota, Eurotiomycetes, Eurotiales, Aspergillaceae. The transcript has 3 exons.
AUGGGUGAAAAUGCUCAAUCUGUACCUAACGAUACAGGUCCCCAGGGCCUUAAUGGGGCGAAUUCAGCUUCUAACCAUGAAGAUAUGAAAGCGAAUGAGAUAACAACAAAUUCUGUAACGUGGGAUGGACCUGAUGACCCAGAAAACCCAAAGAACUGGUCCAUGAAGACAAAGUGGAUUACCAUGGGGAUUGUCUCUAUGUACACUUUCAUCUCUUCCGUGUCUUCGACAAUGGUAGCGUCCGCCCUAGAAUCUAUCGGAGCCGAAUUCAACAUCAAAGAAGAGUUCAUUCUUCAACUUACCGUUUUUAUCUUUAUCCUGGACUAUGCUAUCGGCCCGCUAUUUAUUGGACCGCUCUCCAAGACAUACGGCAGAGUUAUCGUCUUGCAGCUGGCCAACUUGAUUUAUCUUGCCUUCAAUAUUGGCUGUGGUGUAUCCCAGUCGACAGGGCAACUUAUCGCCUUUCGAUUUCUAUCUGGUCUAGGCGGUAGUGUCCCUACGGUUCUGUGA